Molecule: messenger RNA, 168 nt
Organism: Meloidogyne enterolobii
Lineage: Eukaryota; Metazoa; Nematoda; Chromadorea; Rhabditida; Meloidogynidae
Source: the annotation of a GenBank genome assembly
AUGCUUUCUCUUCCACCUGAAGUUCAACUUGAUGUAUUAAAAUAUCUUAAUUUCAACCAAUUAUUCUCUGUUAAACUAACUCAUUUUUAUUUUUGCAAUUUAAUCAAUAAAUAUGAGGGGGAAUUGGCACAAAUUAAAUUUUAUCAGAUUUCAAUAGUAAAUAUAUAA